Messenger RNA from Hippocampus comes (tiger tail seahorse), 2900 nucleotides. Its product is annotated as golgin subfamily A member 7B. Gene Ontology annotation, biological process: protein targeting to membrane; peptidyl-L-cysteine S-palmitoylation. Gene Ontology annotation, cellular component: palmitoyltransferase complex. Bases 192 to 671 code for a protein of 159 amino acids. The transcript is spliced from 5 exons. Lineage: Eukaryota; Metazoa; Chordata; Actinopteri; Syngnathiformes; Syngnathidae. The record is from RefSeq and is a predicted model, not a curated record.
ACACAUCUCCCCACACACGCGCAUCUCCACACACACACACACACACACACACACCCGUGUGCCUGCUGUACUUACGCCAGGCUGCCUAAGCCACAUCGUUGUAGCGUGCGGCGAGGCAGACGCAUGUCGUUCUCCUCCACGUCCGUCCGCAUCCGUCCACAUCGGCGCUGACAGAGCAUCAUCGCUGCAACAUGGCGACAGAGUUUCACAGCCUCCAGGAGAUGCAGCGCAGCGCUUCCCUGGUGAUGAAGGUCUUCGUGCAGAGGGACUACAGCGAGGGCACCGUCUGUUGCUUCCAGACCAAGUUCCCCCCCGAACUGGACAACAGAAUUGAGAGGAACCUGCUGGAGGAAACGGUGAAAACCCUCAACUCGUACUACCUGGAAGCCGAAAAAAUUGGAGGCCAGUCGUACCUUGAAGGAUGUCUGGCUUGUGCGACGGCCUACGUCAUCUUUUUCUGCAUGGAGACACGCUAUGAAAAGGUUUUGAGGAAGAUAACGAGCUACAUCCAGGAUCAGAAUGAGAAAAUCUAUGCCCCGCGAGGGCUGCUGAUCACCGAUCCCAUCGAAAGGGGAAUGCGAGUUCUGGAGAUCAGCGUAUUCGAGGACCGAGGCUCGGGCAGCUCCAGCCCCAGCAGCUGCGCAUCGUCGACGGUGGCCAGCGCUCGGUGACUGGAGGGCCAGCGCCAGGCUUACGGGUACCACCACGGGGGAAGCGGGACGCUCGCCAAUAUCCGCAUGCUGAAACACGAGAGCACCCGCUUUUGAGGGGGAGCCAUGCAGAGAUCUGCAAUGCGCUACCUCGGCAUCAGGAGGAAACGCACACUGAGUAAGACAAAUAUCAGAUCAUGGUUACAGUCGGCUGCCAACACUCACCAUUUGUUUCAGUCUAUUCCUUUUAUUUCCCAUGGGUCCGUCUUGGAGUUAUUGCUGAGUCAGCAGACUUACACUUGAUUAGACUUUGUGUGAACAUGUAAUUGACUAAAAAAGGGAGGGUGCGUUUCACUGCUGGUGCACUGUCAGGGUUGGUACAGCAAUUCACUUCAUCAGGGUUGAAAAACUACCACUCACUCCUCUACAGUCUUGCAUUCAGAAGGCAUUUAGCCGAUGCUGCUCUCCUUACUGAAUUUAGCCUCAUUAGCUAGCAGAGCGUUUUAGAUCAGUGAUAUGCUUCCCAUGCACAUCAGUGAACAAAUUCAAAAUGGGACAAAAUAUAUAAACAUGUCAAAAUGUCCACUCAAACAUGAAAAAAGAUGACAUGAAGUGAUGAUAUUACAUCCCUUUUGCUAAAUCCGUUCAAUGUAAUACUCAGCUGAAUCAUUGGUGUAUUUUUACAUAUUGAAUUUUAUUUGUUGGCUCAUGCCAACAUUUCGGAACUUGAAGUUACUCUGCAAUUCCCAUUCCUCGUCGCCGUGUCCGCACCGUUACUGCAGAUGUGACUCCCACGUAAACUAAAAUAUUCUAGAGAUUCGCCGAAAUACACGCCGGGAUAAAGACGUGAACGCUCAUGUGUGCACACAGCUGCAGACAUUCGUAUCGGCCUGGGCCACAGGCAGUAUUCUCGGAGGUUCAAUAUAGGCGCUGCAGGACUGCUUGUUUGUUUAGUUGUGUAGACCGCCGUCCCAGUGCUACCUCACAUGCAAUCAAGUCAAAUAAAUGUAUUGGUUUGAAAUUCGAAGUGUCAGACAAAUGUGUACAUAGCUAAUCUCAAAUGUCAAAUCAAACCAUGUACUGUAAGUAGUCAAUGACUUGCUUGUUGGUCGAUUUGAAAGAAAGUGACAAGUUGAAGGGGUCAUUUUCAUGUUCUCCUGUAAUGCACUGUUGUAGCGCCCUCUAGGGUAAAAUUGGUGCCACUGUUGUUUUGUUUCCGCCCUCUUCACCACUUGCUCGCGUUGUAUUCUUUGAGCUCAUUUUCUUGUCCAGACAUUCGCCAUGGCUGCACAUCUUUAAGUGGUGCCUCAGUAACUUAUCAAAAUAGAAAUAUAACAACAACACCCGCAAGGUCGAGUUGUGCGAGUGUGCAUCCUCCUGAGCUUUUGAUGCUUUCAUGUUUCAUCCCAGUGGAUGGUAUCUCAUCCUGGUGCUGAUGGACUGAGUCAUUUCAAAUGACUCUCCUCUGCCAGUGAGCCACAAACAGGCUUGAUGGACAAUGUACAUGAACAAAAAGAAAAAGAGAAAAGAGAAAAGCAGCAUGAAGAGAAUUGUGCCGCACGUGCUUGUUAAAAAUGAUUUAAGAGCGAGACUGUACAAAAAGUAUAUGCUUGGAAAUUGUGUCAUUUAUGCUACUGUUUAGUAUUUAUCAUUUCAUAAUUCUUAGUUUUUAUGGAGUUUCUUUAAAAUCAAAUGUCAAUCUUGUCACCAUCAUAUAAUUCUACAGGUGAGAUUGUGACGCUCAACAUAGGGUUGUUUUGAUGUUUUUUAUUUUAUUUUUAUUUUUUGCAUAUUACCUCUAAACUUUUCUACAAUUAUAUUAUUUAUUAAUUUUUUUUAUAUACUGUAUUUUCUCAUGGAGUAGAUAUAAUUGUGAGAUAUAGAUAUAAUAUAAAUUGUAAAUUUCCCCCGUGUGGGACAAAUAAAGGAUACUGUAUCUUAAUAAUAACAUACUGUAAUAUAAUCAUAAAAAUGUGAUCAUUCCAUUGCAAUUGGUUGUUGUGCAAUGGAUUGUCAUGUGUGUCCCUACUGUUGUAAAGGUUUGAUUAAAUUGUGUGUACGUGUGUGUGUGUGUGGGGGGGUAUUCAUAAUACAAUAUCAUGUACAGUAAUACAAUAUGAUUGCCAUUAAUAAGGUGCUUGAUGAAAAUAAUGUACUGUAUUGUAGUCAAUGCAAUCAUACUUUAAGUAUUAUUCUAAGGCGCAGGUGUCAAACUCAAGGCCCGGGGGCCAAAUCUGGCCCGCCACAUAA